Molecule: messenger RNA, 1803 nt
Organism: Camellia sinensis
Lineage: Eukaryota; Viridiplantae; Streptophyta; Magnoliopsida; Ericales; Theaceae
Source: RefSeq, a predicted model, not a curated record
CUCUCACUUUCCUCUCUUUCUCUCUCUAAAAUUCCUAACAUUGUUCCCAUAUUUGGUUCUAUAUAUAGAUUUUCAGUGUUGUAGGCUAGUGAUUGGUUUUUGAGAUUUUUUGGGUGGGAUUGAUUGACACAGCUAUGAGGAAGCUUAUGGGUUUAUGGGUUCUAUUUGUUGUUGGGUUUGUUAGCAAAUGUGUAGAUGGGUUUGAGUAUUUCAAUCUGACAGAGCUUCGAUUUGAAUCUUUCUAUGGAGUCUCUGCUUCCGACGGUAAUAAUCGUCUCACCGUCGGUCUUACCCUCAUUCAAGGUGCUGCUGCCAAAGGCGCUGUAUGUUUGGAUGGAACAUUACCUGGUUAUCAUUUCCACCGUGGAUAUGAUUCAGGAGCAAACAGUUGGCUCAUUCAAUUGGAGGGUGGAGGAUGGUGUAAUGCCAUACGAUCUUGUGUUUACCGCAAAACGACUCGGCGUGGAUCAUCAACUUACAUGGAAAAGCAGAUACCAUUUACAGGAAUACUUAGCAAUAAGGCCGAAGAAAAUCCAGAUUUUUUCAAUUGGAGUAGAGUAAAGGUUCGUUAUUGUGAUGGUGCCUCCUUUGCUGGGGAUAGUGAAGAUAAGGCUGCACAACUGGAAUUUAGAGGGCAACGCAUAUGGUCAGCUGCUAUGGAAGAUUUAAUGUCAAGGGGGAUGAGCAAUGCUGACCAGGCUCUUCUUUCAGGGUGUUCUGCUGGGGGCUUGGCUUCUAUAUUAACAGAAAAAGUCAAGAAAUGCUUCACCGGUUGUAAGCAGACAGAUGGUGGUGAUGGUGUAAAGUCACUGAAUUACAAGCCGACAGAUGGCAAUGACGUUGUAAAGUCACUUAAGAACUGUAUGUAUUACAGUGACAUGAGUGACGAGCAGAGGAAUGAGAUGAUAACUUCGGCAAUCAGCUACUGCAAGUUACUGUGGGAACUGGAAGGGGUGCAAAAGAAUCUUCCAAGUACUUGUACUGAGAAUCUUGAUCCGACUUCGUGCUUCUUCCCCGAGAACUUAAUUGCCAAUGUCAAAACCCCUCUAUUUAUUCUCAAUGCAGCCUAUGAUUCAUGGCAGGUCCAGGCCAGUUUAGCUCCUGUAUCAGCUGAUCCUAGUGGCAGUUGGCGUGACUGCAAAAUGAAUCACGCAAGUUGUUCAGAAUCACAGAUCCAGUUUCUGCAAGACUUCAGAAAUCAUAUGCUGAAUGCAAUAGAGGGAUUCUCAACGUCCGAGGAAAAUGGGUUAUUCAUAAAUUCAUGUUUUGCUCACUGCCAAACAGAGAGGCAGGAUACAUGGUUUGCUGAUGAUUCACCUCUUGUUGGCAAUAAGGGGAUCGCGCUAUCUGUUGGAGAUUGGUAUUUUGAUCGAUCAAGCGUUAAGGCCAUCGACUGUGCAUACCCCUGUGACAAAACUUGUCACAAUCUGAUUUUCAAAUAAGUUAGCAACAUAUAUGUAUUUAUUAUUAUUAUUAUUAUUUUUAAUUUCAUUGGCACAUUUAUGUUGUCAUCUUAGUGAGUUAUCUCAGCUCCCAUUCAGAAAGCUAGCAAUUUUUAAUCUUCAUUAAAGACAAUAAAAUUGCAAUUCGUCGAGUAAGUGCACAUGAUUUAUAUACUUAAUUUUCUUUCUUCUAUUUUAGAGUAGUGUAAUUCUGAAUCUCUGAUAAGCAUGUGUUAUGCUUGUGGAACUUACAUAAGCAUUCCUGCUACUCUAUAUAUUUAUCUCUGUAGUAUGACUUUGUAAUUUUUAACAAAGUUGUUUCAGUGGCUACAAUUAUGAUUUGGUGUAUUAGCUUGAUGUA